UCUGAUAGCCAUCCGUUAAGCCACCCAUCACCCAUGUCUCUUCUCUUUUCCUUUCUCACCAACUUUUAGAGGGAGAGAGAGACAAAAUAAGCACAGAGAGACUCCACUACUCUAAAAAAGAAAAUUAUAAUCCCAACCCAAGCUAAGCUUAUCAUCUAUCUAUCUAUCUUUUCAUUUCUUCACUAUUUCCCGAUGGGGGAGGAGGAGAAGAAGGCGGAGGAUGUGAAAAAGCCGGAGGAGGGCCCACCGGCGGCUGACGGUGACAAGAAAACGGAGGCGGCGGAGGAAUCGAAAGACGCGCCACCGCCACCGCCGCCGCCGCUGCCGCAGGAGAUUGUGCUUAAAGUGUACAUGCAUUGCGAGGGGUGUGCUCGGAAAGUUCGCCGGUGCCUUAAAGGCUUUGACGGAGUUGAAGAUGUGGUGACGGAUUGCAAGAGCCACAAGGUGGUGGUGAAGGGGGAGAAGGCAGAUCCACUCAAGGUGGUGGCGAGGGUGCAGAAGAAGAGCCACCGUCAGGUGGAGCUCAUCUCUCCCAUUCCGCCGCCGCCCGCCGACGAGGCCAAAAAGCCGCCGGAGGAAGCCGUUAAGCCCGAGGAGAAAAAGGAGGAGCCCCAGGUGAUCACUGUGGUUCUGAAUGUCCAUAUGCACUGUGAGGCAUGUGCCCAAGAAAUCAAGAGGAGGAUUCAGAGGAUGAAAGGUGUUGAAAAUGUUGAGCCUGACUUUAAGGGCUCGUUGGUGACGGUGAAGGGUGUGUUUGAGCCGCCAAGCCUAGUGGAAUAUGUGGCCAAGAGGACGGGGAAGAGGGCGGCGAUUGUGAAGGUGGAGCCGGAGAAGAAGGCGGAGGAGGCGGCCGCAGGGGAGGCGGGGGCGGAGGAGAAGCCGAAGGAAGGGAAAGAAGAGAAGGCGGCGGCAGGGGAAGGCGAGAAGGAAGAGAAGAAAGGCGAGGGGGACGAGGCGGGCCCCAAAGAAAAGAAGGAAGGCGGUGGAGAAGGAGGAGGAGGAGCAGAGGAAGCAGAGGCCGCCCUCGCGAAGGCGGGGGCCACCGUGGUGGAAGUGGAAGAAGACCCGAAACUCGAAAUGAAGAAGAAUGAGCUUUUCUACUACUACUACCCUCCCCAAAACUACUACCACCACAACCCUGCCCCCCUAAGUUUUGCUCAAGAAAUGUAUGGAUACGGGUAUGGGUCCGGGUCAGGGUCAGGGUAUGGGUAUCCGCCACAUCCUCCACAGAUGUUCAGUGAUGAGAACCCUAAUGCAUGUUCAGUGAUGUAAAUGAAGUGAAGGGUAGAAUGGGGAAUAUAAUGAAAGAAUGAAUGAGCUGAGCAAAAAUGGUGAGUGAUGUGCAUGGAGGAUGGGCCAUUGUUUCUUGUUUGGUGCCUCUCAUGUGGCCCUGUCGUCUACUCGCCUCUCAAAAUCACUUUUAAUUGCUUCCUUUUUGUUUAUUAUAAUGCUUUGUUCCAUACCCCUACCUAGCUAGCUGCUGUUAAGUGUUAACUAAUAAUAUUAUACUCUCAUUUAGUCCUGUUAUUAAAUAAAAUUUCUAAUCUUGUAAUAAUAUAUAUACUUGCUACUCUCUAUUAUAUUCACUCUUGUAUACUUUUUAAAAA
This is a messenger RNA of Ipomoea triloba (trilobed morning glory), 1607 nucleotides long. RefSeq names its product heavy metal-associated isoprenylated plant protein 7-like. The record is from RefSeq and is a predicted model, not a curated record. Gene Ontology annotation, molecular function: metal ion binding. The transcript has 5 exons. NCBI's taxonomy places the organism in Eukaryota, Viridiplantae, Streptophyta, Magnoliopsida, Solanales, Convolvulaceae. Bases 193 to 1272 code for a protein of 359 amino acids.